AUGGAGCAAGCGAGCCGAGCGGCGGACGAGGAGCGAGACGCGCCCAAGCGUCGUCGAACGGUGCUGUGGAAGCCGGGUACGGGGUACUGUCGGACGUGUCGCCGGCGAAAGGUCAAGUGCGACGAACAGAAGCCCAGUUGCCAACGGUGUGCCAGGACCGGUCGCGAAUGUGAGGGCUACGCCACUUGGGAGACCUGGCCGAUGGCCGUUGGCAUGCAUGCUGACGACGACCCCGCGGCUUCCAGCGGAUCCACGGCCGGCAACGACCUGAUGCGUAACGACGACUCGACCCGUUCGAUCAUUGCAACAUCGCCGAGCGAAUACCCCGUCAAUCACAUCCAGCUCUUCGCCGGCUUGAUCGAGGGCCAGUAUCGCAAGGGCGCCUACGCUGCUCCCGGCCCCGCCCAUACCAUAUCAUUUCUCCAUUACGUAGCCGCGCAGGAUGUUGCGCUUCCGUUGCUGCGCAAUGCCACCGACACCCUGUGUCUGGCGCAUCUGUCGAACCGCUCGGGUGAUGUGCGUGUGGCUCGCGCUUCCCAGGACUCGCAAAGACGGUUACUCUCGCUGCUUCAUCGGGCGGUGGCCAACUCCACCUCGCCCAAGCCCUUCUGCACUCACCGUGACGUAAUUGCGAGCAUUUUGAUGCUCAGUCUUGCCCCUUUGACGACGGUGCCCGACGAGCAGCAAGAAGAUAGUCUGUCGCCUGCGUUGAUCCACCUCAACGGGGUCAUGAAGUACCUUGAAGCCCACGGUCCCAUGGCGUUGGACGAAAAUGAGCCUCUAGACUACAGAUUACUGUGCCACGUGCGGUUACUAGGCGUGUUUCAGCAUCUGAGGUGGCGGAAGAGAGCCUUUUGGGAUCGGGCAGAGUGGAGAGAGGUGGGCAGCAUCCCACUCUCCUACGCUCCACGAACGGUGAUGGCCGACUUCGUCACACGCCUUCCGGGGGUCUUGGAGCAGACGGAUGCUUUCAUGGCCGCUGAGAUCGGUCCGUCAGUACAGACGCAAGCCAAAGGGGCACCACUCAUUCGCACACUCGACGAGCUACAAAUCAAGCUCGUCGGCCCUUGGCUGGCUGGACCAACCAUCACCAAGCGCAGUGUCCUCUUCGCCUCCGAUCUGGGGGUUGGCGUUGGUGCCACGGAGCAGCCCUUUGGCGCUUGCGAUGGAUAUUGUUUCGGUGCGAUCUACGACUUCACCAACCCCUCGCAUGGCUUCGUGAACGCCUUUGUUCGCUUCAUGUGCCUCAUAGCCGACUGCACGCUGCUACAAGUGCUGCAUCAUAUCGAUGCGCAGAGAGGAUCGUCUGGCGGAGCGUUCACCGUGCGCGCAGAAGCUGUUGAGGAGCGUGCGUACUUCCCGGCUACCGAGCUAUGUCGAUACGCCCACUUCUUCAGUAGACGGCGUUCCCUGCCCGCCGCCAGCUUCCUCGACAGCAUGAUAGAGGGGGCGCGGAACUUCUUCGAGUGUUUUGGGGCGCAGGAGGAGGCGGAGUGGUGCAAAGCAUGUCUUGCGUCGAACCAGACUCGCCUGCAGAGCUUGCGCCGUGAUCUUCCACCUCUCAUCUGUCCUGUGGGCAAGCUUAUGGCUGGAGUGGCGGACUCCUGUCGGUAUGGCAGGCCGAUCGCGUGCACGAAGGGGACUGAGGAAGAAACGAGUGUACGAUGUGCCUUACCUCAGCGAUGA
Messenger RNA from Neohortaea acidophila, 1686 nucleotides. RefSeq lists its product as uncharacterized. Gene Ontology annotation, molecular function: zinc ion binding; DNA-binding transcription factor activity, RNA polymerase II-specific. The transcript has 2 exons. Lineage: Eukaryota; Fungi; Ascomycota; Dothideomycetes; Mycosphaerellales; Teratosphaeriaceae. The record is from RefSeq and is a predicted model, not a curated record. Gene Ontology annotation, biological process: regulation of DNA-templated transcription. Bases 1 to 1686 code for a protein of 561 amino acids.